AUGCACGACCGCAAGCAAUGGGAUGCCCGUCGCUCCAUGACCGCCGAGGAGCGCGCCAAGACGCCCUACACUGAUUACCUGCGACCCAUCAUUGCCGACGGCGACACGGGCCACGGUGGCCUCUCCGCCGUUCUCAAGCUCGCCAAGCUCUUUGCCGAGAACGGCGCCGCGGCCGUCCACUUUGAGGACCAGCUGCACGGCGGCAAGAAGUGCGGCCACUUGGCCGGAAAAGUUCUCGUUCCCACGGGCGAGCACAUUAAUCGCCUCAAUGCUGCCCGCUUCCAGUGGGACGUCAUGGGCUGCGAGAACCUCGUCAUUGCCCGAACCGACUCCGAGUCGGGCAAGCUCAUCUCGUCGGCGAUUGACGUGCGCGACCACGAAUUUAUUCUCGGCGUCAACGACUCGUCCCUAGAGCCUCUGGCCGAAACGAUCCAGUCUCUCGAGGGCAAGGGCGCGUCCGGCGCCGAAAUCGAUGCUUUCGAGGCCAACUGGGUCACCAAGACGACGCUGAUGACAUUUGACGAAGCGGCCGUCGAGCACAUGCGCAAGGAGGGCGUCAGCGAGGACAAGAUUGCCGAGUUCCAGGCCGCCACCCAGGCGGACCGUGACAUGGGCAUCACCAGACGCCGCGCCCUGGCCAACCACUACACCAACACCCCCGUCUACUUCAACUGGGACGUGCCCCGCACGCGCGAGGGCUUCUACCACUUCCGCGCCGGCAUGGAGGCCGCUACCAAGCGCGCUGUCGCAUUUGGUCCCUACGCCGACCUUCUAUGGGUCGAGACGGGCGAUCCCAACGUCGCCGUCGCCUCCAAGCUGGCUCGCGCCGUCCGCGAAGUCUACCCAGGCAAGGGCCUCGUGUACAACCUGUCGCCGUCGUUCAACUGGAUGUCGCACGGCUUCACCCCCGAGACGCUCAAGUCCUUCAUCUGGGACAUUGCCAAAGAGGGCUUCGUCCUGCAGCUCGUCUCCCUCGCCGGCGUCCACUCCACCGCCACCAUCUCCACCGACCUGGCGCGCAACUUCAAGACGGACGGCAUGAAGGCCUACGUCGAGCUGGUCCAGCGCCGCGAAAAGGAGCUCGGAUGCGACGUCCUGACGCACCAGAAAUGGAGCGGUGCCAAGUACAUUGACGGCAUCCUGGGCGCGAUCCAGAGCGGCAGCUCCAGCAGCAAGAGCAUGGGCGACGGCAACACCGAAGGCCAGUUUAACUAA
Molecule: messenger RNA, 1215 nt
Organism: Akanthomyces muscarius
Lineage: Eukaryota; Fungi; Ascomycota; Sordariomycetes; Hypocreales; Cordycipitaceae
Exons: 1
Coding region: 1-1215 (404 amino acids)
Cellular component (GO): mitochondrial matrix
Molecular function (GO): isocitrate lyase activity; methylisocitrate lyase activity
Source: RefSeq, a predicted model, not a curated record